UAGUGCUAUAGUUGAACGCAAAUAGUUAAGAUGAAGAGCAAAAGUAUAGGAAAAAUAAUAUUAAUUAAAAUAAUUAAAAGUUUAUAUGCUUUGAUAUUUGGGAUCUAUUUAUUAGAGAUUGGAACAGCAUAUUUCUCAACAACAAAUAAAUGUAUUAAUACACACUGCCCAAAAUAUCCCACAAACUGUCAUGACGCAACACGAAAUACAGGUAAAAGUGGUGUUUAUACUCUUGACAUAGAGGGCAAAUCCUUUCUAGCUUACUGUGAGGCAGAUAUCAACGGUGGUGGCUGGCUUGUGAUACAGCGUAGACAAGAUGGCUCAGUAGAUUUUAAUCGUAAUUGGACAGAUUAUAAAUCAGGUUUCGGUAAUAUUAAUAGCGAGUUUUUCUUUGGUCUUAAUAAGUUACAUAAACUAACUAAUAAAAACGCACAUGAGCUCAUGAUUGUCAUGCGACUAUUUGACUCCACUGUACUCCAUACAAAAUUUGAUUACUUUUUGAUUGGUAGUGAGACUGAAGGAUACAUCUUGAAAGAACUUGGUUUGCGUUCCGGCAAUUCUACAUUUUUACUAAGCUGGAUGGAAGACUUUGAAUUUUUGACUAAAGAUAGGUAUAAUAAUACUUUAUGCAACGAAAAUUUUGCUAAAAUUAUAAAUGGAGGUUGGUGGACUAGUUGUACGAACCAUUGGUAUUAUGUGGGAGAAAAAAUAAUUGUUCCUGACCUUUUCGACGUCGGUAAUACUGACUUAAAUGGCAUUUACAAUCAUGGAAACGACACAAGCGCGAAAGAUAGAUAUUUGAUUAUCGGAGACGUGAAAAUAAAAUUUGCGCAGAUGAUGAUCCGUCCCAUUGGUUUUUAAUUAAUAACUGCGACUUUUUGUAUUACUAAUUUGUAAUAAAAAAUGUUAAUCAAAUAA
This is a messenger RNA of Teleopsis dalmanni, 918 nucleotides long. RefSeq names its product ficolin-1-A-like. The record is from RefSeq and is a predicted model, not a curated record. The transcript has 5 exons. NCBI's taxonomy places the organism in Eukaryota, Metazoa, Arthropoda, Insecta, Diptera, Diopsidae. Bases 31 to 861 code for a protein of 276 amino acids.